This is a messenger RNA of Rotaria socialis, 774 nucleotides long. The record is from the annotation of a GenBank genome assembly. NCBI's taxonomy places the organism in Eukaryota, Metazoa, Rotifera, Eurotatoria, Philodinida, Philodinidae.
AUGUGCAAGGCUCUUGUUCUGGUGGCUCUUCUUGUUGUUAGUAGUGUAUCGGCUGGUACACGUACAUUCAAUAUUCGAUCAAAGCAUAUUGAACGUGCCCUAUUACCAUUGAAAACAAGUAAUAAUGGUAUUGAUUGGUGUCCACAAUGUAUUAAUACGUACGGUGAUUUGAUUGAACUUGUUCUUGAUGUUAUUCUUCAAUAUGGUGUUAUGAAUACAUGUGGUGAUUUAUGUGAUCUUGUUGCUGAAAAGUCAGGAUCAAGCCUUUUAGGAUUUCUGUGUACAUUUGGUUGUGAUGUUCUGGGAAUCGAAGAAUUCGUUAAAAUAGUUGACAAAGCUGAUAUUGAUCCAAUUUAUUAUUGUGAAAGAAUAAAAAUUUGUCCAAUCAACGAUAAUGGCGAUGCGAAAUUUAAGUCAUUUGCUAUUUUACCACCCCAUGGUCCACAAGGUACGACAUUUAGUAUUGAUUUUGCCUAUGUAUCAAAUAACGGAACUGGUACUGGUGAACUAAUUGUUGCAAUCAAAACCGUUGAUAAAAUUCCAUUAUCCGCUAGUUUCUUAGUUGAAGCACAAAAACCAGGUACGUAUGGGGAUCGUAUUAGUGUUGACGCUAGUCCCGACCCAGAUUGUGAUCCUACACAAGACGAGUGUGAAUCAUGGGUACCCGGUACAUAUACUGUCACAGUUCUUCUUUGCAAUGGACAAUGUGGUUCACAUCAUCCUCAUACUCAACUGUAUGAUACAGCUACGGGUCCAUUUGUAAUAUCUGAAUAA